AGUCCGCUGCGAGCGCCGAGUCAGCUGAUCUUGGAGUUUUCGCUGCGUGCCUACGGCUCAGGGUUCUCCGGUCCCACCGCCCCUGCCGCCGCCGCAGCCGCCGCCACCAUGUCGUUCUUCCCGGAGCUUUACUUCAAUGUGGACAAUGGCUACUUGGAGGGACUUGUGCGCGGCCUGAAGGCCGGAGUGCUCAGCCAGGCGGACUACCUCAACCUGGUGCAGUGCGAAACGCUCGAGGACCUGAAGCUGCACCUGCAGAGUACUGACUACGGCAACUUCCUGGCCAACGAGGCGUCACCACUGACAGUGUCAGUGAUUGAUGACCGGCUUAAGGAGAAGAUGGUGGUGGAGUUCCGCCACAUGAGGAACCAUGCCUAUGAGCCACUUGCCAGCUUCCUGGAUUUCAUUACUUACAGCUACAUGAUUGACAAUGUGAUCCUACUCAUCACGGGCACGCUGCACCAGCGCUCUAUUGCUGAGCUUGUGCCCAAGUGCCACCCACUGGGCAGCUUUGAGCAGAUGGAGGCCGUGAACAUUGCUCAGACACCUGCGGAACUCUACAAUGCCAUUCUGGUGGACACGCCCCUGGCGGCUUUUUUCCAGGACUGCAUCUCAGAGCAAGACCUUGAUGAGAUGAACAUUGAGAUCAUCCGCAACACGCUCUACAAGGCCUACCUGGAGUCCUUCUACAAGUUCUGCACCCUCCUAGGCGGGACCACAGCUGAUGCCAUGUGCCCUAUCCUGGAGUUUGAAGCAGACCGCCGCGCCUUCAUUAUCACCAUCAAUUCCUUUGGCACAGAGCUGUCCAAGGAGGACCGUGCUAAGCUCUUUCCGCACUGUGGGCGGCUCUACCCAGAGGGCCUGGCGCAGCUGGCUCGGGCUGAUGACUAUGAGCAGGUUAAGAACGUGGCUGACUACUACCCGGAGUACAAACUGCUUUUCGAGGGUGCAGGCAGCAACCCUGGAGACAAGACCCUGGAAGACCGAUUCUUUGAGCAUGAGGUGAAACUGAACAAAUUGGCCUUCUUGAACCAGUUCCACUUUGGUGUCUUCUACGCCUUUGUGAAGCUCAAGGAACAGGAGUGUCGCAACAUUGUGUGGAUUGCUGAGUGCAUUGCCCAGCGCCACCGCGCCAAGAUUGACAACUACAUCCCCAUCUUUUAGCACCCUGGCCCAAGCCCCUCACAAGUGUGUGUCUGUGUGUGUUGUGACCAAGGCCACAGCACACCUGCCUGCCCUGGGGGUAGCACAUUGUCCUAGUGACUGCACAGCUUCCCUGAUCUUCUAAGACUGCUCUUGGGCCUGAAAAGGGGCUGGGUACCUACUCCCCCACCAAGGAUAGACCAAGUCCCCUUCCAGAUUAGAGAUGACUCCCUCAGCGCUGUUUACAGCCUCUAACAUGUCUAAGAAGCAUGUGGUCACUUUUGUGCCCCUUCCUAAUCUGAGAACCCCUGGGGGCAGUCUGAGUCUCCUCUCCCUUCUGUGGGUCGCCCCCAGAGCCAUGGCCCAGAGGAAAUAGUGUGUGUAUGUCCUUGGGGAAUACGGGAAGUAGCUGUACAUCUCUCUCUUGGCUCUGCCCCUCUGAACAAUAAACCGCCCUCUGUAAGCCUGGC
This is a messenger RNA of Molossus molossus (Pallas's mastiff bat), 1613 nucleotides long. RefSeq names its product ATPase H+ transporting V0 subunit d1 (gene ATP6V0D1). Gene Ontology annotation, molecular function: proton-transporting ATPase activity, rotational mechanism. The record is from RefSeq and is a predicted model, not a curated record. NCBI's taxonomy places the organism in Eukaryota, Metazoa, Chordata, Mammalia, Chiroptera, Molossidae. Bases 109 to 1164 code for a protein of 351 amino acids. Gene Ontology annotation, biological process: vacuolar transport; vacuolar acidification; proton transmembrane transport. The transcript is spliced from 8 exons. Gene Ontology annotation, cellular component: early endosome; vacuolar proton-transporting V-type ATPase complex; lysosomal membrane.